Pipistrellus nathusii (Nathusius's pipistrelle) is the source of this 414-nucleotide messenger RNA. NCBI's taxonomy places the organism in Eukaryota, Metazoa, Chordata, Mammalia, Chiroptera, Vespertilionidae. The record is from the annotation of a GenBank genome assembly.
AUGAUGGCGGGGGCUGGUUCCACCACUGUGUCCGGGGCAGGGACGCCGGUGGCGGGGCCCGUAGGCCGCGACAUCUUCGCCGAGGGGCUCCUCGAGUUUCUGCGACCCGCUGUGCAGCAGCUCGACUCUCAUGUCCACGCAGUCAGAGAGAGCCAGGUAGAGCUGCGGGAACAAAUUGACAACCUAGCUACUGAGCUGUGCCGUAUCAAUGAGGAUCAGAAAGUGGCCCUGGAUCUCGACCCCUAUGUAAAGAAGCUACUUAAUGCCCGGCGACGAGUUGUCUUGGUCAAUAACAUUCUACAGAAUGCCCAGGAGCGGCUGAGGCGGCUAAACCACAGUGUUGCCAAGGAAACAGCCCGAAGGAGGGCAAUGUUGGAUUCAGGAGUUUACCCCCCUGGGUCCCCAAGCAAGUAA